AUGGCAGGAAACUACCCACAGUUUCUCUCCUCCAUGAUGGCCGGCGCAGAGGCGCACGCGUCUAUGAGCCCAGAGGAGCUAAAUUACCCUUACUUACCCGGGCCACAUCUGCCUGUCAAUACUGUUCCAGUCAACUACCAGAAUUUUGGUCAUUUCACCGGAUUUUCAGGGCCUUCAUUCGCUUUUCAACCGGCAACUGCAAAAGGGAGGCGAAAAUCAGCGUCUGCAGCCGCUGCGGACGCAGAACAGGUUAAGCAUCGCAGGACCAGGUCCGGGUGUUUUACUUGCCGGGGCCGCAGAGUCAAGUGUGACGAGGCCCGUCCAAUAUGUGAACGUUGUCGGAAAGGAGGCAGAGACUGUGUCUAUCCCGACCCAUCAGCAUCAAAGGGAAGCUCACGGCAAAAGGAAUCUACGUCUACUUCUGCCUCAAACCAAAGCCCAACAUCAUCAAACUCCGACGACGUGGAGCACGACGAAACCAAACACUCCGUGACGCUCGAUACGAUACUGGACGAAGAUGAAGACUGUGCUUCUCUGAAGCGACCGCCAAAAAACAAGCUUGUGCUUCAGAUAUCGGAUCCUAGCUCGCAUGAGAACAACAGCUUGUCACCGUCUCCCUCCACGGCGACCUCGCGAGACCACUUUUUUCCCGGAAACUACCAAUCUGAUUUUCAUUCCGUUAUGAUGGGAGAUCCAAACCUUUCCAACCUACCAGAUGACUACCAAAUGCACUUACAAUAUCUGUACGAAAACGUCACUUGUCAUCACUACUCCCUUACCAACGAUACCGACAACUUCUUUGUUCGUGGUAUGAUUAUCGAGGCGUCCAGGAAUCAGCUGUUGCUUAAUGCAGUCGUUGCCUUUGCUGCCUAUCUAAGAAUCAUCGAACAGCCUGAAGGAAAGCUUCGAGACUUUCUACUUUACUAUAACCGCAGCAUCACGUUACUCUUAGAGUGCCUAGCGCAAGAGCAAACGCACAAUCUCCCAACUCUUCUGAGUAUACUACAGUUGGCAACAAUCGAGGAAUACUUGGGUGACUGGCUGAACCUGAUGGGCCACCAAAGAGCGGCUUUGGAGCUUUUCACCAAGCUGUUUACUCCUCAGACAGUCAUGGAAACACAUACGACAUUUCGAGACUAUUCGUGGCGUCCAAAGCCAGAUCCAGACGACAUUAUCGAUCCUUGCGAACCAGGAUUGCUCUACACUCCUCCGCUCCUCAGCUCAACAAUCGUAUCAGUGGAGUGGCACGCAUUGAUUAUAUUACACAAGUCGCUGGCCAAGACUGUUUCUCGAGAAAGGCUCAUGGCAGAUCUGGUCAGGCACAGCUAUACCGUAUGCCAACUGUUCGAGGCGCUGGAGUACUGGCCGUCGACGCCAAAGGGCGUUCUUUUGGGUCUCGGGCCGUUUCUUGUACUGGUGGCACUCUUUCUACCUCGAGACUCGCGCCACCGGGUGUGGUUGUGGCGAAAGUUUGCAUUACUGGAAACAAUGGGGUCGAUCCAAACUCUCCCAUUUCGGUCAAAGAUGGCGAGACUGUUUCACGACGAGGACGCCACGCGAUGGUGGCUGCGGGACAACGAAGGAUUCAGCCCGAUGCUGCAGAGUAUCCGCAACUUUGCUGACGAGCGACAUAACGCAGCCGCCAAUGUGCAGCGUGACUACGUGAAAGUUAUGGGGAAGCUGUUUGACAAGCUCGACUUCGCAGCGGACCUUGAACAAUAG
Messenger RNA from Akanthomyces muscarius, 1722 nucleotides. RefSeq lists its product as uncharacterized. NCBI's taxonomy places the organism in Eukaryota, Fungi, Ascomycota, Sordariomycetes, Hypocreales, Cordycipitaceae. Gene Ontology annotation, molecular function: DNA-binding transcription factor activity, RNA polymerase II-specific; transcription cis-regulatory region binding; zinc ion binding. The coding region runs from base 1 to 1722 and encodes 573 amino acids. The transcript is spliced from 7 exons. The record is from RefSeq and is a predicted model, not a curated record. Gene Ontology annotation, biological process: positive regulation of transcription by RNA polymerase II. Gene Ontology annotation, cellular component: nucleus.